AUGUCCGAGCUGAAGACCAGCAGCUUCUUCCGACCCUGGCACAGUCCGGAAGCUGGGAACGAGGCCUCCGGGAUCGUCACUGUUGACAACACACUUCGCAACACGUCGUGUACCACGCAGGACGACGACGACGACGACGAGGAGAGUAUCGUGUCCUCGGCGACCUCGACGAGCUCGGCGACCGUCGAAACAUCCGAGAAGUAUGACGUAGGUCGUUUCUUGGAUCACGGCACGACGGUCUCGACGUCGUCGAACGUCGUCCGUCACGCGAGAAAACGUCGAGGGAGCGAGUCGUCGGACGACGUGGCGACCAGCACCACACCCUCUCUCGAGGACGACGAGAGCAACGUGCAACAAAGCGCGAAGAAGAGGAAGAAGAAAUCACGUGCCUUCCGUCAGCAAUCAGUCGAUUCAAAGGCUCUCGCGAAUCAGGAUUCCAGCGAGUUUCUGCGCUCGAGCGGCGAUGGCAAACAUACCCUCGAAUGUCUCUCGACUUUUGAACUUCGACCGCCGGAAGGCUUCGCGUCUAUGAACGAUGGCGUCUGUUCGAUGGCGGUCGUAAAUUCGAAUAUCGCGGGACCGUCGUCGGCCACGAUGAUCCCCGAGUUGUAUUACACUUUUCCCGACUUUCAUUCCGGAUUCCAUUCCGGAAUACAUCCCGCUCUUCAAGCGGGAAUUCACUCCGGAAUUCUUCCUCCGGGACUUUACGAUCGUUCGAUGGAGGAAGCGGUGCACAUGGUGCACCAACAGGACGCCGCGGCCAAACAAAUGAAGAAGAUGCGCCCGAAGAAGUUCCGUUGCCAGUAUUGCGACGUCGCGUUCAGCAACAACGGCCAGCUCAAGGGACACGUUCGCAUACACACCGGCGAGAGACCGUUCAAAUGCGACGUCGAGUCCUGCGGGAAGUCCUUCACCAGGAACGAGGAACUGACGCGACACAAACGGAUCCACACCGGUAUCCGGCCUCAUUCCUGCGUCGUUUGCGGUAAGCGAUUCGGACGUAAGGAUCAUCUGAAGAAACACACGAGAACUCACGAGAUACGCGAUCCUUAUCGCGUCUCGGCCGCUUUGGGCAUGUUCGCUCUGAAUCAUCCGUUUCAGUCGGCGUCCGGGCUUUCGCCUUACGUCUAUCAGAUCUGA
Molecule: messenger RNA, 1140 nt
Organism: Pseudomyrmex gracilis
Lineage: Eukaryota; Metazoa; Arthropoda; Insecta; Hymenoptera; Formicidae
Product: zinc finger protein 135-like
Exons: 2
Coding region: 1-1140 (379 amino acids)
Biological process (GO): regulation of transcription by RNA polymerase II
Molecular function (GO): DNA-binding transcription factor activity, RNA polymerase II-specific; RNA polymerase II cis-regulatory region sequence-specific DNA binding
Source: RefSeq, a predicted model, not a curated record